Messenger RNA from Hypomesus transpacificus, 1737 nucleotides. It is a transcript of the gene b3galt4, whose product is annotated as UDP-Gal:betaGlcNAc beta 1,3-galactosyltransferase, polypeptide 4. The coding region runs from base 487 to 1596 and encodes 369 amino acids. The transcript has a single exon. Gene Ontology annotation, cellular component: membrane. Gene Ontology annotation, molecular function: N-acetyl-beta-D-glucosaminide beta-(1,3)-galactosyltransferase activity. NCBI's taxonomy places the organism in Eukaryota, Metazoa, Chordata, Actinopteri, Osmeriformes, Osmeridae. The record is from RefSeq and is a predicted model, not a curated record.
UGGAACAAACAAGAAAUGAUGUUCGCGAGUAGACUGGCUAAUCAUUGUAUCCCCUUGUUAUUCCGCCGAAGCAUGUGAUAUCAUAUGCGGAUGCUUCUGUGACUUGUCUACCGUUUAUAUUUUUUAUGUCGCAUAGCUAGAAAUUGUUGUGGGGAGGACAACCAGUGAAUAGGACAAGGUAUGUGAAACCCACUGUGAUUUGUACGAUUUUCGUAGCUGCAUAGUCCCAUUCUGGAUGUUACUGCAGCAGAGUACCACUCGACCGCUACGUCUGUCACUUCCAACAUCCCGGGGCCAGGAAAUGUGACUUCCCUCUGCCACGAAAAUCGGAGAAUAUCCCACAAAGGGCAACGCAUUUCGACACGACUACAAGAAAAGAUUCUUAUGGUGUUUAAGUGAAAGUGAAAUUUGGUUACAAAGAACUGGUAGAGGGGUAAGUUGUGGAGCUUUCAUUGGGUGCUGCAGUGUGGAGGUUGGAAGGAGGUCAUGGUGGGGCGGGGGUGGUGGGUGUGUAAGUCCCGCUUCGGGAAGCGGGGGGGCGGGUUUGGUUUCCUACCUGUCAUUUGUGUUGUGAUAGUAAGUGCAGCCUUGUUUGCGCUGUUGUUUGUGGACUCUAUCGAGUCAUGGGCCAUGAAAAUGAACACAGUGGUGGAGGCUCAGGGAGGUAUCAUACCUCCUCAAAGUGUGCCCCCGACUAGGCCCGAAGAAUACCUGCUCAUGCCCAGCCCUCUGGUCUGUCAGCGUGCCAAACCGUACCUCAUGGUCAUGGUCACCUCUGCACCAGCUAAUCAGAGGGCUCGCCAGGCCAUUCGAGACACCUGGGGAGGGGAGGUGGAGGUCAAGCGCUUGCGAGUCAUGACCCUGUUCAUGGUGGGAGUGGCCUCUGACCCUGGACUCUCCAAGCUGUUGAUAGAAGAGGCCCGUGAGCGAGGAGACCUGAUCCAGGGACGCUUUGUGGACAGCUACUCUAACCUAACCCUGAAGACUCUCUCCAUGCUGGGAUGGGCCCGCCGCUUCUGCCCUCAGGCACACUUCACGGCCAAAGUGGAUGAUGAUGUACUCUUCAAUCCAAGCGCCCUCCUGCACUUCCUGAACAGAAGCCGUAACCCCUACGAGCAAGGGGACUUGUACCUGGGUAGGGUGCAUCUUCACGUGGCCCCAGACCGUGACCCAUACAGUAAGCACUACCUCCCCGCGGGAGCCUACCCUCCCUCCGUCUUCCCAGACUACUGCAGCGGUACAGCCUAUGUCAUGUCCCGCUCGGCUUUGCUCAAGAUUUCCUUGGCAGCAGCCGCCUCACCCCUGUCUACCCCUCUGCCUCCCGAGGAUGUAUUUGUGGGACUUUGUGCCCGUACUGCUGGGGUGCUGCCCUCCCAUUGCCCUCUCUUCUCCGGCGGCCCUUCAGUGCCGUAUGGGCGCUGCUGCUACCAGGCCAUGGUGUCCAUCCACCACAUCCCACCCAGAGAGAUGCUCCGCUACUGGGCCGACGUCCACUCUCCACCUCCUUGUUCCUGGCUGGGCGUACGCACAUCCCUGGGGGUCUGUAAAGUCAGGGCCUUGCUGGGAACUGCUUUAGGGAUGGCUCAGGGUUUGUAAUGGUGUUGGGAUAAACCAGCGUGAUGCUUCUCGCUGCAAUACUGUGAAUGGCACAAGCGCUCUGCUUCAUUAGGUAUGAGAAACCACUGUGCACUUUUUAUAGCUUGAUUUAAAGAUGUACUUGAAUUUAAUUUGUGAUGA